Hypoxylon fragiforme is the source of this 2310-nucleotide messenger RNA. RefSeq lists its product as uncharacterized. The coding region runs from base 1 to 2310 and encodes 769 amino acids. Lineage: Eukaryota; Fungi; Ascomycota; Sordariomycetes; Xylariales; Hypoxylaceae. The record is from RefSeq and is a predicted model, not a curated record. The transcript has 3 exons.
AUGGACGAUUUUUCCGAUGAUGACUUGGAUAACCUGAAUGUGACGAUUCUGCAGGAACUCGAGAAUAAUGCCAUUCAAUCCACCCAAGCACAGAAGAAAUACCAACAAUCGCAAACACACCAAAUAUUAGACUAUGAAUUUGAAGACGAUGACCUUGACGAUUCCGUUGUUCAAGAUGAACUGGGGCUCAACACCACCUUGCUACCAAACAAAACUGCUCAAUUACCAUCAAGGAUAAUCCAACACCAUCAACCCCAACCACAACCACAACCACAACCAAGAACACCAUGGGGUGGGCCAGUGCCUGUUCCUGCCAGUCGCUUUCGCCCGCAACCUAUAGAUCCUUUACGACCAUCAUUAAAUAUUCCUCCUAGCUCUCAUCUAUCCCAACAGCCCGUCUCUCGUGCUCCAAUCCCGCAAUAUGGCCAGAUUCGCCAUCCGCCUCCUUUGCCCCGACCUACUCCUUCUAUUCCCCCGAGAUACCAAGCUUCGCAAGCUGCGCGACAAAGUGGCAUCUCAAGUCACGAACUUGCUGCAUUACAAGCUCAGAUAUUGGAUCUCAAAACACGACUUACUACCAAGGAUGGAGAAAUAGGCAUCGUCCGAAAACGAUUGGAGAAGAGUCGCGAAGACCAUGAACGCGAGCUUCAGGCAUUGAAGAAGCAGACAGCCGAACAAGUCGCAAAGCAGGAAAGAGCUCUCGAGGCUGCGAAAGCUGCUCAACAGGCCGCCUCUACAGAGCUCGAAUUCACAAGGCGAGAUCUCAAAGACGAAAUAGAUCGCGUCAAGCGCAAAGAUGGGCCCGCAACGCCCAGGAAGAACACAGUCGCCAAGUCAUGGGGCAUAUCCGACGGAUUUGAGGAUGUCGAGGUAGCUGUUAGUCCGACCAAGGGGAAGCGCAAUAAGAAUACCGGAGCUGUAGCCAGUGUCGUAGUGGAACCGUCCUUACGAGCUGCGAGAACUCCAACCAAGGGAAAGAGGAAACGUCCCAAUGUGGAUAGUCCUGUAAGGGCUUUGGAGACUCAUUCGGAGGACGUAGUAAUGGUAGACAGUGUUAGCGCAAACGACGCCAAUCACACCCAAUUAGUGAAUGCUAUGCCUAGAACUGCUUCUCUUGAUUACAUAAAAGUGAUACUCAACCAUAGUUCAGCUCAUGGUCGUCCACUCGUCUUCGAAUCCCUAGCUCGCUAUGCGCUUCCAUCGCAGCCCACAGAAAGUAUAGCCUCGAUCCUCUUUCAAAAGUUGGCGGUUAUUGGGGAUCCUCUUAACCCCAUGCGACUGCCUAUAGAAUUCUGUGAGCAAGUCAUUCAACUGUGGGAUAGUUGUCGAAAGGAAGAUUGCCUGGAGCCCAUAAUGGAGCUCGUCUCGCUAGUGUCUCUCACUGUCCAGUUGUACACUGUUGCAGUUUCACCGUAUAUCGCUGCUUCUCUUCUACCAGUCGCCAUGGAUUCCUGUUACGAGGUGGGAAUUCCUAGGUUCUACCACGAAGGCCCUGGAAAUCCAACCAAGGAGUCCUGGAAAAGUUUCCAUGCUAACAUAUCACCUACCGAGAUCCUGUCUUUGCUAUAUCUGACUGCCUUGGGCUGCGCAGCCUCGCCUCCAGUCGGAGGUGGUGUUACUGAUCCUGCAGUUGAUUUCUGGGGUCAGGUUCAGAUUGAGUUUGUACUCAUGCAGCUCAGUCAAAAACAUCCGGUAGAGGACUACCUAAUUAUGCUAAGGUGGUUGUGUACUUCUGUGUUUCCCGACAGUAUCGGGCCAAUUAGUCCCAAUAGGACUGUAGAGGUGGUAGCAGCUACACUAAUCGAGCGAAUUUCUCUCCAGCUGGUGGAGACCCCGCGUUGGGAUAUCGAUCAAUACAAGCUGCGAACGGUUCGAAACGCAGUGUUACGAACACUAGCCGCUUUUGCUAGGUCUUCUUUCGGUCUUGCGCAGCUUGCUAUUAACAAUUAUGCUAUUCCACGUUUGGUCACCUUGCUUUCAUCGUCUAUAGACGAGCUCUACGAUGGUGAUAUGCGAUACGAGGCUUCGGAAGAGGAUAUUUCACAAAGGGAGUUACAGGCGUUGAUCGCACAUACCACGUUACUACUGCACACAAUCAUCACGAACCCUUUAACUGCGGAUUUGGUGGAUGUACCAGGAAAACUGAGCAAGUCGAUGGCAGGCUCGCAGAAAUAUCUGCUCAGCUUGGGACGACUUAACUUUUCAGAGGAUUUGGUAUCGGAAGAGACGGCGGAACUGGCGCACGAGCUCCUCGAGCUGGCUGUAACACCGGAAGAGGGAGAGGAGUUGGGUCGGUUCUUUGGGGGAUGA